CAUUCCAUCCUUCACUUAUCUGUUCAUAAGAGAGAGAGAGAGAAAGAGAAGCAAUGGAAUCCGUUAAUGAAGGAGAAAUGUACGAAGUGCAGCGUGGCCAAGGUGGUCCAGCCACAGUUCUGGCCAUUGGCACUGCAAAUCCAUCCCUUUGCACCUUAAUGUGUGACUUCCCAGAUUUCUUAUUCAAAGCCACAAAGAGUGAGCAUAUGCCUCUGUUGAAGGAGAAGCUGAGGAGAAUUUGUGACGGAUCAAAGAUCCAAAAGCGCUACACUCAUAUGACAGAGGAAAUUAUCAAUGAAAACCCUGACCUUUACAAUCCCAAGGUUGCAACAAUAGACAAACGCCAAGAGAUUUUAGUGGUCGAAGUACCCAAGUUGGCCAUGGAAGCAGCAUCCAAAGCAAUCCAAGAGUGGGGGCAGCCCAAAUCAAAGAUCACCCACCUUGUAUUCACUACUAUAUGUGGCAUCGAUGCACCCGGUGCUGACUACCAGCUCGUAAAGCUUCUCGGCCUUUCCCCCACCAUCAAACGUGUCAUGAUGUAUCAUCUAGGUUGCUUUGGUGGUGCCACUGCCAUUCGUGUUGCUAAAGACCUCGCCGAGAAUAAUAAAGGUGCACGUGUCCUAGUCGUUGCCUCAGAGAUAAACUCUUUGAAUGGCUUCAAGGCACCUUCUGAGACUGACAUGAACUCCCUACUAGGUUUGGCCCUCUUCUCCGAUGGUGCGGCAGCUGUGAUAGUUGGUGCAAACCCUGACAUGUCAAUGGGCGAGCACCCAUUGUAUCAACUUGUCUCAGCGAGUUCCCGGAUCCUCCCGGACUCCGAAGAGAUGGUUGCAGCCCACUUGCGUCAAACGGGUCUUUCGAUCCGUUUAGCCAAGGAUUUGGCUCCAACUAUCUCUAGGAACAUUGAGAAAUGCUUGGUGGAAGGGUACUUCAAUAAGAUUGGUAUUAGUGAUUGGAAUGAGAUUUUUUGGGUGGUUCAUCCUGGUGGUCCAGCAAUUUUGGACAUGAUCCAAGAAACUGUGGGACUGAAGAAGGAGAAAUUGGAUGCAUCAAGGAAUGUGUUGGUGGAGUACGGUAACAUGUCAAGCCCAACGUUAUUGUUCAUUUUGGAUGAGAUGAGGAAAAAGUCUAUAGAGGAAGGGAAAGGCACCACUGGUGAAGGAUUUGAGUGGGGUGUGCUAUUGGGGUUCGGACCUGGUUUGACUGUGGAGAUGAUUGUCUUACGUAGUAUUCCUAUAAACAUUUGAUCACCAUCAGCUUGUUGAAUAAUUAAUAAUUUGUUACUAAGCUAUGCUUUGUAUAUGAGGUAUGUUUGGAAGGGUAGCUUUAUGUACUACUUAAGGUCUUUAUAUAUUUUGUACCUUUUAUCAGAAGUUUGUAUGUUGUACUUACAAAUAAAAAAUAAACGACGAAGAAAUAAUGAAUAUGCUUUGAUUUGUCACA
This is a messenger RNA of Macadamia integrifolia, 1443 nucleotides long. RefSeq names its product chalcone synthase-like. The coding region runs from base 54 to 1247 and encodes 397 amino acids. Gene Ontology annotation, biological process: polyketide biosynthetic process. The record is from RefSeq and is a predicted model, not a curated record. Gene Ontology annotation, molecular function: acyltransferase activity, transferring groups other than amino-acyl groups. NCBI's taxonomy places the organism in Eukaryota, Viridiplantae, Streptophyta, Magnoliopsida, Proteales, Proteaceae. The transcript is spliced from 2 exons.